Messenger RNA from Aspergillus welwitschiae, 754 nucleotides. RefSeq lists its product as uncharacterized. The transcript has 3 exons. NCBI's taxonomy places the organism in Eukaryota, Fungi, Ascomycota, Eurotiomycetes, Eurotiales, Aspergillaceae. The record is from RefSeq and is a predicted model, not a curated record. The coding region runs from base 1 to 738 and encodes 245 amino acids.
AUGACCAUGAACCGCGCCACCGAGCCAAGAGACCGUUACAAUUUCCGCAAGGCCCUUGCACUCAUAGAAAGGGAUAUCAAACUGCUCAAAGACACAGACACCCAUGUCCUUGAUCAGAGUCUAAUGAAGCGGUACAAAAUCCGAGCCUUGCCGCUGAGCCUCAAUGCUCAAGACGCUCGCGCGCCCAAGUUUUUCACCCCUUUCGUACCAGAAAGCAUACCGGAGCCUACGGCAGAGUAUGUCGACCACGAGUACAACACUUCUUCUACGCUGUCACCAAGUGAAUGGGGAUGGUCCAUCUAUCUUUAUCUUGACGCGGUUGGAGAUUAUGAUUUCGGAGACCUCUAUCGAACUUUUGAUCCUAAAUUCGGAUCGCUGGCAAUCUGGCACGUAUUAGGAUCCUCGAGGCCGCAUAUUAAGUGCAUCAUGCACAACAACCUCGACUCUGAUGACAGCUACCUUCUCCGUGGGGAGGUGUUGACCGUUAUCCGCAUUAUGCUUGGUCAAUUAAAGCAGAAGAUUUUUGUAAAUGAUAUGAUUGCACCGGUUCUAUUGUUCUCGUUGAACCGACGGCAUCCACGCGUCAUUGAAGCAUACUUUGAUGGACAGGAGUUGGUAAUACGCCGCACCGAACCCUAUGAUUUUCAGUUCUUGAAUACAGUCGGGUUCAAGACAUUUGCGCAAUGGUUUCUUGGUAAUCCCAUUGGUGAUACAUCGAAACGGGCAGUCCGGACUUAAUGAGCUGAUCGGGAGA